UAAAAAGAAAAACCAAACAGCCGACCGGUGAGAGUGACAGCGAUCGCGCGCAAAACGAACGCAUUGCCGCGCGUGUGAAAGUUAGCAUUCGAAAUACAAAUUUGGCGACAAACCCAUUCAUAGACAAGUUGAAAAUUUUGACAAAUUUUUCCUUAAAAAAUUUUUUGAAUACUUAUAUCUCUUUUUCGAACUUGAACAUUGUGCUGUGUUUAGUGAUAGUUGUGUUAAGUGACUUUCCCCGUUACAUCGCGCGUGCAAGAUGACUAACACACGUAAUAUAAAGGUUUGGGUCUGCAUAGCUUGUAUGGCCACAACGAUGGGUGCUCCGGCGCCGAACCCGCCUAUCACAUUCGACAUCAUUGAUAUGGCAGCCAUCAGUCGAAUGUCACCACAGCAAUUGGAGGCUCUCGCGGAAGGAUUGGCUGCUGAAGAAAUUAUGAGGACGAAACGAUCAUCAGCGCAGGCAUUGACGUCGGUUGUCUCGAAAGCGUCUUCGGGUAUACAGAGCAAGGUCGGUCUCCUUGGUCAGGCCUCGGCUGGUGCUGCCUCUUUAAUAGCUUCAGCUUCCAGCAAAACAGGACACGAACACUCUGGAUAUUCUUAUGAGCCGCAUGAAGAAAAAUACGACUACUUGGGUUUGAAGAAAUCGAUUCUUUACACACUGUUCCAAGCCGUGAAGGCGAUCACUGGUGGAGUCACAAUCCUUAAAGGGCAAUUGAUCAAGGGAGGAGGUGCGCUCGCUGCUACUCUGGGCAAGGUGAUCUCUUCGAAGGGAGACGCUGUCAGCAACCUGGGAAGGAAGAUUGUCAGCUCAGCCGCUUUGAGCGAAAAGAGGCCACAUUCGACCGCGGUAUACGGUCCGCCGCCGAGCGGCCACCUGGAGUACAGCGCGCCCACCGCGUACGGCGCUCCGACGGCGCCCGCGCACUAUGUACAAGCCGCGCCAACGGGAUUCGCUGCGCACAAAUAUCCCGCGCACUUAGACGGACGCGGAAAACUGAGCGGAGUGCACGCCGGUGUCGUAAUACUGACCCCGCUCGGCGACGCCGCCACCAGCGAGACUCAUCCGGGAUACACGCCCCUCGAACCCCCACCGUCCAUUAUCAACAGCGUUUAUUCCGCAAUUAAAGGCGUCUUCUCCUCUGCCGCCCCACACUCUGAGUCUUACGUCACUCACCAAGAACCCCCGCCUCCCCACCCGGCUCCCCCUUUCAGGCCCAUGACGUGGGGAGCGAUUGACUCUUACGGCGAACCGGCCAUGGUCGAAACCUAUCCAGAAUACGACCCUCGCUCUCCGCAUCCCUACAGCCGUGCAUCAUCGAAAAAGUCCGCAAUCCCCGCCUUCCAUAAACACGAAGGCCUGACUCCUGAAAAAAUUCAAAAAAUAAAUAAAAAUCUCGAUAAAGUACAAGCGUACUUAAACGAAAACCAAAGAUCAGCCGAAGUGCUGCCCAAAUUUAAUAAGAAUUACGUUGAUAUGUUGAGGAAGGGCCAGAUACCGUUUCUUCCCACUCCCGUGAUAAGCGAUAAUGAAAUCGGUGUCCUUCCCGCUGAAUUACUUCCUGACGAUGAUCCUUUGACUACUACUACUACAAUAACUACUACUUCUACUACUACGACGACUACAAAACCGAACACAACUGACGGGAACAGCACCAGAAGGAAGAAGGACACAAAAUUCAUACUGCGAGGGAACAAGAUUGUUCAAGUUUGACAUAUGACUGUUGACUGACUGAGAAAUUCCUGGAUACAAUACAGUGCUGGGUGGUGAACAUUUGCAGAAUUAUCAAUUUUAAUAAAUCUCUAUCUCACCCUUUGGUUUUUAACGUCAAGUGGAACGAAGUCAUAUAAUUUCUCUUGCAGUGAUCAAUGAUCAUUCGUAGAAAUUAUUAAUGACUGUAUACACUUUCGUUAAAGAUUAAUAAUAAUGGUUUAUUGUUAUUAUUAAUAAUGGUUUUGUAUAAUACAUAUUUUACCACAAUAAGACAGACUCUGUCGCUUAUAUUUCUCUCUUAACAAAAGUGAUAUUUAUGUGUUUAUUAUGAAAGAGUGAAGCUACCAAUUUAAUAUGUAAACUUAGAAGAGUUAGCCAAAAACGAUUGUAAUUACUGAUAAUUAAUUACAAAUAGCUAUUGAUUAUAUAAAUUAUGAAUUAGGUUAAUUAGAGAAGUUACGUAUAAGUUUAUUAUUAGGUGUGUGUUUAAAUAUUUAUUAAUAUCUAUAAAGCUUUCACUGUCACAUUUGUUCUUUUGGUCUGUUUAUAAAACAUUAUUAUUUAUAAAAGUAUUAUUUAUAUAUUCUCAAAUCUUUGUAAAUUAAUGCAAUUGAAAUGACAC
Zerene cesonia (dogface butterfly) is the source of this 2336-nucleotide messenger RNA. RefSeq lists its product as uncharacterized. Lineage: Eukaryota; Metazoa; Arthropoda; Insecta; Lepidoptera; Pieridae. Bases 260 to 1714 code for a protein of 484 amino acids. The record is from RefSeq and is a predicted model, not a curated record. The transcript has 7 exons.